Scleropages formosus (Asian bonytongue) is the source of this 1268-nucleotide messenger RNA. RefSeq names its product short transmembrane mitochondrial protein 1 (gene stmp1). Gene Ontology annotation, cellular component: respiratory chain complex. The record is from RefSeq and is a predicted model, not a curated record. Lineage: Eukaryota; Metazoa; Chordata; Actinopteri; Osteoglossiformes; Osteoglossidae. The transcript has 4 exons. Bases 830 to 1036 code for a protein of 68 amino acids.
UGGCAACCUGAAGGAAACUGCAGGAUGGUAAGAGCUGGAAUUGACCGCUGUGAAAUGAGUGAGCUGCAUAUCACAACCCUUCUGAGUUUUCUCUACCAGAUGGUGCUGGGGGUGCAGUGGCGACAUAUAGGCCAUUUCAGAAAAAUGCCGCAGCCUGUAGAAAUGUUGCUGGAAGGCACAUUCAGUCUCCCAAAGCGAUGGUCUUGACUCCAGGAAGUGCGUUUGAUGCAAAGACAGCACAGUUCGUGGGCCGAGAAACAAUUCUGAAUAUGGAGGAUAGUUUUUUGACAGUGCGGGACAAAAUUCCCCUGGGUUGAAAUCCCCUUAGGACAAGGGGUUUUUCUCUGGACCCCACUGACAGUACAGUACAGGGUUGUGAUAUGGCUGCCGCUUGCCAGCACAUUGUAAAUAUAUUCAUCCUUCGAGCCAUCAAUCAAGUGUUUAAAUGACCAUCUUGUAAUAAUUUAUAAUUGCAUUGUUUAUUCUACUAGCAACUGUAAAUGUGUUCAUCCUCCAUAUGAAAUACACGUGACACUAAGUGCUCCUAUUUGCACCAUUUGUUUUUCUCUUUUCCUACCGGAUACCCUCCUGCCUGGGCUUUGGGCUGGAAAACGUACAUUUACACUGUCGAGGAUCACAGUCUCGGGUGUUUUUACUGUGACACACAUGGCAGCAAAGUAAAGCAGUCACACUUUGUGGUACCAGGUCAGCUGGAUGGGAAAAGAGCCGAGUCUUCGAAUGUUGAAGCUGCAAUCCGAGCCGAACCUGGAUCGUCCGCGUUGUUUGGGGGCCAAACUGAAACAAUGACAACUAAAUUACCACAUUGCCAAUGACCACUAGCCGUCGAUCCUGUCCAUUGUGCGUUAUAUUUUGUGUUGGAGGUCCGUCGCUGCGGUUCGUGGUGUUUCAGGUGGGCUUCACUCUGGGGAACGUAGCCGGAAUGUAUCUCGCACAGAAUUACGAGGUACCAAACAUCGCAAAGAAAAUUGAAGACUUCAAAAAGGAUGUUGAGGCAAAGAAGAAGCCACCAGAAUGAAAUGAGCUGAAAAACAAGCAUAGCAAGGGAUGGAGGGGGGGAAAAAAAACAAAAAACCAUGGACUGGAGGGUAUCAUUCACAAUAUUAGAAUAGCUAUUAGGAUAAUUGUCUAUUUUUACAUGACUAAAAUAUUGGCCUGAAGACCCUUUGACUUGUGCCUGGAUUAUGUUUUUGAAUUUGUAUUAAAUUGCUUUUUGUGCAUGGAAAAUAAACUUUGGAAUUUAUUUACAA